Molecule: messenger RNA, 4797 nt
Organism: Gallus gallus (chicken)
Lineage: Eukaryota; Metazoa; Chordata; Aves; Galliformes; Phasianidae
Gene: SLC16A8
Product: solute carrier family 16 member 8
Exons: 5
Coding region: 2803-4431 (542 amino acids)
Biological process (GO): transmembrane transport; monocarboxylic acid transport
Cellular component (GO): membrane
Molecular function (GO): monocarboxylic acid transmembrane transporter activity
Source: RefSeq, a predicted model, not a curated record
GUCCCACGGUCACCAACGAUCGCUCCGCACCCAUUAUCCGAUGAAGUGGUGCUGCAGGGAAGAGGAAGGCAUAGGAGUGACGGGCUGCAACCCCUACUGGGCAGUGACCUCAUGCUACCGCUCACGGAGUGACCUCUCUCUAUCCCUCCCUUCCCUCUGGGACAUGGGGAUCUGUCUCAUAGCUGUCUGUAAUGCUGUAGCCAGCAGCAGGCCCCCUUUGGAUUGCCCUCCACCCCUGUGUGAUGUUAUUGUGCUUGAGUGGGAGAAGCCUGGUGAUGGUGGCCUGGGGGAUGGGGGGGGGGAAUUCUGACGGUCUGGGAGAAGGACACUCACCAGAUUUUGCUGCUGGAGAAAUGAACCCCAGAGGGAGGUGGCUGCCACAAAGCUGCCAGUGAUGUGGCUUGGCUGAAGGGCUCUUGGCUCCUUUGGCAGCCAUGUUUGUCUCAGCCCCUCCUCACCACCAGCUGACCCCUUCCCUGGCCAGUCAGCUCCUGGGCACAGGGAAGGAGGCGAUGGAGCCCAGUGUCGCUGUCCUGCUCUUCCACCAGAUGUCCUGUGGAGAAAGCAUUUUGAAAUAAAACAGAGGAUGCUGCUUCCAUAGCUGUUCCAGCAGCCAGGCCUUUGCCGUGCUCAGAGGGCAUGGAGUGGAGGAGAUGGCUCCCCUAACAGCCAGGGCAUGGGUGGUUGCUUGACCCUCUGCCAGGCCCCACCAGCCAGCCCUGGCUCUGCUGUCACUGGGGGGCAGCACAACCCUGCUUCCUGGCCCCCACCAGGCUGCCAUGCAUUGGUAGGCCUCACAGGGCCUGGUGGGCCACAGGCUGGAGGAUAAGGCCCAGCGGCCAUCUUCUCAUCCACUGCCAGGCCCCACCAUCCCAGCCCUGCUACCAGGCUGCCCUCCCUCCCAGGAAGGGAGCACAAGCAGCAGCCCAGGCCUGAGCCGAUUAGCCUUAUUAAUAGAAAUUAAACCCUGGCUGUGAGCGCUGCCAAGACCUGCGGGCCCUGCAUGUGCCUCCUUCCCCACUGAUGGGGCACAGGGACUAAGAAGCUUGGGAGGAUUAACGUGUGGGCCCCAAAACCCUGGCCCCAGAGCCUGCAGGGGAAUGGGCUCCCCUGCAUGUGACUGGGAACCAUGGUGGCAAUCGAAUGGCAGCCAUGCAGGGGUUUUGUACUGGGGGAGCUGCUGAGUGUGGGAUGGAUGUCCCAGCAGCUCUUCCAGCCAUGGAGGAUGGCAAUCCCUCGGCUGCUCCACCUCGUCUUCACUCUCUGCUGGGCAUGUGCCCCUUGGCUUUGCCCCAGCCCAGGAGCAUGGAGGAGGCAGUGGGCACAUGGGGAGACUGCAUGAAGCAGCCCCAUCCCCUGUUUUGCUCCUCACUGAAACAUGGAUCUCUGCUAUGUUCUCCCCCUGCACCCAGUCUCCUGCUCAGCCCAUCACAGUACUCCUCUUCUUCCUCCUUUGCCCCCUCCCAACCUGCCCAGUUCUGCUGGGAGAGCAGUGAGGAGCCCCACGGCAGGCCAUGGGAUUACUGUGGGAUUCGGGCUGCGGCACACAGCCUCCUCCUCCCUAUUGGCUGGAAAAGCCUCUUAAAAGUGGAGAAGUGCAUUCUGCGCGCUCAGCACCUGCCAGUCUUCGUCAACCUGAAGCCAUAAUCAGACACUGACCCACAUCCACACUGCCUGCAUCCACCCAGAGGAGGCAAGGAGGUCCCCUGAGUGGGGCAUCCCCUCUACGGGUGGUUUUGCAGAGGGUGGCAUUGGAGCUGGAUGAAAGCAGGCUGAAAGGGGGAUUAGCUCUGCAGUGAGGACGUGGCUGCCCCUGAAGAAAGUAGCAGGGCACAAGAGACUCCUGCAGCUGUCACCCUGUGCCCUGCUGACAGCAUGCCCACCAUGGAGCAAAGAACCUGCGGGGCCAUCUGACCGGGCACACUCAUCCAGAGCCAGGGAGUACCAACUGGACUGAUCUGCUCGGUCUCUGGGGCCUUUGGCGCUCAUCGCUUCAUUGCACAGGUCAGUGAUGCAGGGGGUGCUCACAUCUGAGCCAACAUGACAGCUUCUGCAGGCCUGUACUCGUUUCUUUCUUUAGUGAAAGCUUUCCCAUGGUGGUUUCUGUAGGCUAGUGGCACAAACUGUGGUCUUUCCAUUUAUUAAACCCUUCCCAACGUAUCCAUACUCAAUUGAGGAACCAAGAGACAUCCUCAUAUUUUUGUGGACACUCCUGGGUGCUUGUAGUGGUGUAGCUUUCCUGGUACAGUGGGGUUUUUCUGCAGUGGCCUUCACCUGGCCAGGGUUGGUAACUUCUGGUGCUGGUGCAAGUCUCCUGACUAGGAGGUAGACCUCUCCAGCUGCAGCUAGACCUGUGGCAGUGCUCACUAUGGGCCCACCUGCAUGCGAUGCCGAGGGCAAGUGCUUCUGCCUGUGCUGAUGAGCUUUAACAUGGGGUAUUUUUACCCAUGAAUAAAGCUCCUUAACUGUGGAGAAAAUAAUAGCAAGCUGUAGUGUAUACAGAGGCAGGUACAGGGUACAUGGUGUGACCACUGUGUGCAGCGGUGAGCAGAGGAGCCCGCGUGCGCACCGGGGCGUUAUGAUUGAGGCGGCUCUGAACCGCCUGCUCAGAGCUGGGAUAAAGCUCCAGCAGAGCUGUGCUGCAGCACGUUGGCUUGGAGGGAGCUCCACGUGUGAGCUGCUCAGCUGCACCUCAUCUUUGUCAGCCAGCAUCGAGCUGCAGCCAGAAUCUGCAGAUCUCUUGAUAUCUCCCUGUGUCACCCUACCUCCUCCCGGUCUGCCUUUCCCCACCCAGGCUAGACGAUGGGGAGAGCUGACCCAGAGGAAGGGCAGCUCCCAGCUCCCGUGAAGCCCCCAGAUGGCGGCUGGGGCUGGAUCGUGCUUUUUGGCUGCUUUGUGAUCACUGGCUUCUCCUAUGCCUUCCCAAAAGCUGUCAGUGUCUACUUCAAGGAGCUCAUGAAAGAUUUCCACGUGGGUUACAGUGACACGGCCUGGAUCUCCUCUAUCAUGCUAGCCAUGCUCUAUGGAACAGGACCAGUAUGCAGCAUCAUGGUGAACCAGUUUGGCUGCCGGCCUGUGAUGCUCAUUGGAGGGCUGCUAGCUUCUUCUGGAAUGAUUCUGGCAUCUUUUACCACCAACAUCAUUGAGCUUUAUUUGACAGCUGGUGUGCUGACAGGUCUGGGUAUGGCGUUGAACUUCCAGCCCUCUCUUAUCAUGCUGGGCACCUACUUCGACAAACGUCGGCCUCUUGCCAAUGGACUGGCUGCUGCUGGGAGCCCUGUCUUCCUUUCCUCCCUCUCUCCACUGGGACAAGUGCUGCUGGAGAAGUUUGGUUGGCGAGGAGGGUUCCUCAUCAUGGGGGGCCUUCUGCUCAACUGCUGCACUUGUGGGGCAGUCAUGAGACCCCUGGAUGCGGGCAUGAAGCGGAAAACGGAGAAGGCUCAGGACAAAUAUGAAGCCAAGGAGAUGCUGCCCAUGGGAGGCAAGUCAGAGGAGGGCAUCAGCACCACUGAUGGAACCAAGAAAACCAAGAAAGCCAAAAAGAAGCCCAAGAAAGGAAAGAAGCUGUUGGAUUUUAGCAUCUUUUCCAACCGAGGCUUCAUCAUUUACACUAUCUCAAAGUUCAUCUUGGUCUUGGGUCUCUUCGUGCCCCCCAUCUUGCUGGUCAACUAUGCCAAGGACACAGGAGUACCGGACACAGAGGCUGCAUUCUUGCUCUCCAUCAUUGGUUUCAUUGACAUCUUUGCCCGACCAGCGUGUGGCAUGGUGGCAGGCUUGAAGUGGGUCCGCCCUCAUGUGGCAUACCUGUUCAGCUUUGCUAUGCUCUUCAACGGCUUGACAGACAUCUGCAGUGCCAGGGCUAGCAAUUACACAGGGCUGGUCAUCUUCUGUGUCUUUUUUGGCAUUUCUUACGGCAUGGUAGGGGCUCUGCAGUUUGAGGUGCUGAUGGCCAUCGUUGGCUCCCAGAAGUUCUCCAGUGCCAUCGGGCUGGUCCUACUUAUCGAGGCUUUUGCUGUGCUCAUUGGUCCACCCUCUGCAGGCCGCUUGGUUGACGCUCUCAAGAACUACGAGGUGAUCUUCUACUUGGCGGGCUCAGAGGUGGUGCUCUCAGCUCUCUUCCUGGCCAUGGCCACCUACUGCUGCCUGAACCGAGGGAAGAAGACGCCUCCCCCAGAGAAGAACCCUUCAGCGGGUGGUGGGAGCGACACUGAAGAAGCUGAGUCUGAUGUGCAGGAAGCUGAGGAGCACAGCAGUGAUAACCACCAGCCAGCCCAUGGCACUGACAAGGCCACGGUGGCAGCCAACGAGGAGGCCAACCAUGUGGAGGAUGAGCAGAGCGGGGAGGGAGGCAGGUGUCCUGAGGCGGAUGGGGAGGUGUCUUCACGAGCCGGCUGCAAUGCCGACCAGACAGUGGAGAGGGACAGUUUUUAGGCAGGGAAGAGGAAUGGGGAUGUAAAUAACUGGCCUGGUUUGUGUGUAACUCGGCGUGGGAGUGUAGAUGGGAUGUGGAUUGGAAAAAAGUAAGACAAAAGCAAAUGUAAGAGAUAAAAGGGCAAAAGUCUAAGAAUAGCUGGUCCGCAUGUACAUAUGUCCACAUACCUACACAGAGAUAUGUCUACUUGCGUCCUGCACCCAUGCUGGUACAACACAGGCUCAGUGCAGCCCAACCACCAGAAUCUUCUUCUCCCUACCUCCAAACCAGCCCUGGAAAAUAUAUUUUGAGGAGGCUGCGAAGGACUCUCCUUUUCUUUCUGCAUUGUCACAAUACAGAACACAAUUAGAGACUCUUUGUAAUCA